This is a messenger RNA of Syngnathus typhle (broad-nosed pipefish), 1346 nucleotides long. RefSeq names its product dolichyl-phosphate mannosyltransferase subunit 1, catalytic (gene dpm1). Lineage: Eukaryota; Metazoa; Chordata; Actinopteri; Syngnathiformes; Syngnathidae. Gene Ontology annotation, biological process: protein O-linked glycosylation via mannose; GPI anchor biosynthetic process. The transcript is spliced from 9 exons. Gene Ontology annotation, cellular component: endoplasmic reticulum membrane. The record is from RefSeq and is a predicted model, not a curated record. The coding region runs from base 59 to 811 and encodes 250 amino acids. Gene Ontology annotation, molecular function: dolichyl-phosphate beta-D-mannosyltransferase activity.
CACUUCGUCCAGCAUAGAGAACUUCAGAAGCGGUGAGGUGAGCGACGCGGACGUCGCCAUGACAGCCAGGAAGACUUCAAACUCAAAGCAAAACAAUGGGGAUAAAUAUUCGGUGUUAUUACCCACCUAUAACGAAAGAGAAAACCUCCCUUUGAUUGUGUGGCUUUUGGUGAAAUAUUUUGAUGAAAGUGGUUACAAAUACGAAAUUAUCGUCAUUGACGACGGAAGCCCCGAUGGAACAUUAGAGGUGGCCGAACAGCUCCAAACAAUAUAUGGCGAAGACAAAAUUCUUCUUCGGCCACGAGCAUCAAAGUUAGGCCUGGGCACUGCUUAUAUCCAUGGCAUGAAGCACGCAACAGGAGAUUUCAUCUUCAUAAUGGAUGCUGACCUCUCCCAUCAUCCCAAAUUCAUCCCAGAAUUCAUUGCGAAACAGAAGGAAGGCGAUUACGAUUUGGUGUCGGGUACACGAUACCGAGGCAACGGCGGUGUCUAUGGAUGGGACCUGCGCAGGAAACUCAUCAGUCGGGGUGCAAACUUUCUGACACAAGUGCUGUUGAGGCCCGGAGCUUCUGACCUCACGGGAAGCUUUAGAUUGUAUAAGAAGAAAGUCCUUGAGAGUCUGGUUGAGCGCUGCGUGUCCAAAGGUUACGUCUUUCAAAUGGAAAUGGUUGUCCGAGCCAGACAACUCAACUACACUGUUGGAGAGGUUCCCAUCUCUUUCGUGGAUCGAGUCUACGGCGAAUCCAAACUGGGAGGGAAUGAAAUUGUGUCAUUUGUGAAAGGCCUGCUCACGCUUUUUGUCACGACAUGAUCAAUCCAUAUAUGCCAAAUGACCUGAGAGAACUGUAUAUUGAGAACGUGAUACAAUUUAAAUUGGCCUGUGAUAUGAAAAAGAUUCCUCAACCUUGUUUUAUGUAUUGAUAACAAAUUAUAAGCGCCCAUAAGUUAGAAGUCAAUUGAUUCGCUUGAUACUGGAGGCCAUUUCGAGUUGGACAUUCUCAUUGUGCUCCUCAAUUGACUUUGCACAAAGUGGGUAUGCUGUCCCAUCAUCCCCAAGGCAACAUUUGACAAAAAUAAUGCUGGAUGUCAGAACGGGUGCGCCAUCAACAAUUUGGAUAACCCACCAAAUAUGUUCAAUCACAAUGUUUGAGAUACACAAGGGUACCAGAAACUUGUUUGAGUCUAAUUCUGCCGGAUGUGAUGCAUCCCAAAUGGGAGGUGGUGACUGUUUCCUUGCAUUUCUUUUUAACCAAUCAUGUUGCAAUAUACUAACUGACUGUUUCACUGCACAAUGUGCAGGUUGUUCAUCAACUUCAGAAAAUUAAAAAAAUAAACCCCACAACAGA